This is a messenger RNA of Physella acuta, 2645 nucleotides long. RefSeq names its product carbohydrate sulfotransferase 11. NCBI's taxonomy places the organism in Eukaryota, Metazoa, Mollusca, Gastropoda, Physidae. Gene Ontology annotation, cellular component: membrane. Gene Ontology annotation, molecular function: sulfotransferase activity. The record is from RefSeq and is a predicted model, not a curated record. Gene Ontology annotation, biological process: carbohydrate biosynthetic process.
GGGCCACGACUGCAGGUAGGUCACGUGACACUGUCUUAUCUCUCAGACUCGAGCCAAGGGUAUGUGUUACAUGGAGGGGAUUCUGUUGGACUCAAAUCAUCUCGGCUACCUUGGAGCCCGCAUAGGUCUCAACGUUGGUGGUUCUGUUGAUGUUUUGGGAACAAACAACGUUGGUGGUUCUGUUGAUGUGUUGGGAACAAACAACGUUGGUGGUUCUGUUGAUGUGUUGGGAACAAACAACGUUGGUGGUUCUGUUGAUGUGUUGGGAACAAACAACGUUGGUGGUUCUGUUGAUGUGUUGGGAACAAACAACCUUGUUGUGAUUCACUUCUCCAAACUUGGUCUAGAGUGGAAAAUAACAGCGGUUUGAGGUCAAGGGUAGCUUAGGUCACCAUUACAGUCUACAGCAUAGCAUACAGACCAAAGUUGACUAUACUACAGCAUAGCAUACAGACCAAAGUUGACUACACUACAGCAUAGCAUACAGACCAAAGUUGACUAGACUACAGCAUAGCUUACAGACCAAAGUUGACUAGACUACAGCAUAGCAUACAGACCAAAGUUGACUUGACUCUACUACUACUCUGAAAAAUGAUGCUUCAAUUUUACAAUUUAAGGAGCUUUACACAGCUAGGUAGCCACUGCUUCACAGCCAAAGCAAAAUAGCCACAGCUAAAUAGCCAGAGCUAGAUAGCCACAGCUAGGUAGCCACAGUUAGGUAGCCAGUGUAUAUAACCACGGUCCAUGUGUGACCUGCGCUAUAUCAGUGACCUGCGCUAUAUCAGUGACCUCUCAUCUCACUGACCUACUAUUUCAAGGUUGUGCUCAAAGCGCAAUGGCCCCCACAAGGGUACCUACGAAGGUGAAGGUCAUCUUUGGAGCUGCUGUGUCCGCCAUAUUGUUUUGGACGUACCAUUUGUACGUCAUCAAGUCGAUGACGUCACGUCGUGCUGACUUAUUGGGUCCAGACGUCGGCCAUGUUUUCAGUGGGGAGCCGCGGGGCGCCGGGCCGCGGGGCGCCGGGCGAGAACUCCAGCAGGCCGGGGAGCCACUGAUGACGUCAUGGGGCGAGCUGGCCAGCAGGAAACGCCGGGCGCGGAAGGUGUGCGAGUCACGUGACGUGCCGGGCAGGGUGCACGGGGUGUACACCCACAAGGCCGGGGUCAUCUACUGCUUCGUGCCUAAAGCUGGCUGCACCUUCUGGAAGAGGGUCUUUAAGGCGGUCAACCUGUCUAAGGAGGACCCGUUCGCUAUCUCCAGGAAUCUCGUGCACACAGUGGGAGGGUCGGGGGUCCCUUACACGUCAGAACACAGCCAGCUCCGGUACCCAACCCGCUUCAUCGUCACCAGGGACCCGUUCUCUCGUCUGCUCUCCUCCUACCUGGACAAGUUUUACCUGCCCGACUUCUGGCUGGCCGAGGCCAUCAGCAUGAUCAGGAACAGGACGGGCCAUCAGGCCAACUGUCACACGGACUUCAUGCGGGGCCACUUCGACAAUAUGGCCAAAAUCUUCCAGAGUUCCCCGAACGGAACAUGGGGGGAGAGGCGGUGCGGGAAGUUCCUGACGUUCUACGAGUUUCUGCGGGACGGUCUGAACCGCAGUGAGCCGCACUGGAUGCCGGUCCAUGAGAUCUGCAACCCGUGUCUCUUCAACGUCACCCACGUGGCCCACAUGGAGACCUUCAACCAGGACGCCAGGGUCAUCCUGGGCAAGAUGGGCAUGGGGCACAUCCUGGACAACAUCGAUAGGACCGCUCAGGUGGACGAGGAGAUCAAAACAAUAAUCGAUUACAACUUCAACUACACCCACGCCAAACUCCAGCUAACCUUCUUCAACUCCUGCAUCAGUGACCGCGAGCUGGCCUACCGCUUGUGGUACAACUUCCGGUGGCGGGGCUACAUUGACCCGGAUGUCAACUUCGUCGUCCCGCCCCCGGGCACCACGGGUCAGAUCAAAGCUGACCUUCUGACCCAAAUCUGGCGUGCCAGGGAGUCGGGCUUAAAAAAUCCGCAACGAUUGGAGGAAGCCAAAAAAGAUUUCCAGAUGAAAAUAUUCCAGACCAUUCCAAAAGCACUCUUUGAGAAAAUCACCGAGAAAUACAAACUUGACUUCUUGUUGUUUGGAUAUGAAGAUCAAAGGGACGCCCUCUACCGGUCGCUGUAUCAGGUGAUCUCAUGACAUCGGUCACGUGUCACUACUGCUAGCUGUCACGGGUAGCAUGCCGGGAUAUGUGCAGUGACUUGACCACAGGUCUACGAGAUUGUCGUCGUAGGGUCAUUUGAAUGUGUGACCUUGGUAGACUCACGCCUUUUCAAGGAAUACCCCACAUUUUUACAGUUUGCUCAAUUUACCGAUCAGUUAUAUAUAUAUAUAUAUAUAUAUAUAUAUAUAUAUAUAUGUUUAUAUGUAUAUAUAUAUAUAUAUAUAUACAGUGGCGUAGCGAGGUCGGGUGUCACCCGGUGCGGCACUUAAUGGUGUCCCCCCCCCCCCCCCAGAGGCGUAGCGACUCUUCCUGGGGACAAACUUUCGAUUUUCGAUUUGCACCCCCCCCCUCGAACUUUCGAUUUACACCCCGCAGCCCUCGCUACGCCUCUGUGUGUAUAUAUAUAUAUAUAUACAUAUAUAAAUAUACAUAUAUAUAUAU